AUGCCAACAAAGAAAGGUCAAUCACUCGAGGAAAAACUUGCAGCUCUCCAUGCUUGGUUCCAAUCCAAUCAUGAAUUCUACACUCUAAAAGAAAUUGAGCAAAGGGGCAGUAAAGCGUGUAAGAUUUCACUGAUGCAAAUUAAAGAUUUGGUUGUAAAUUUGGUGAAUGAGGGUUUGGUUCAACAGGAAAAAUGUGGCACAACCAAUUUGUAUUGGUCAUUUGGAUUCACCCAGCAUAAGUUAAAACUCGACAGGGUUCAAAAACUAAAGGAAGAGUGCAUGCUGAAAGAAGGUCGAAUUCAGCAAUUGCAAACGGAUCUUGAUGCGUUAUACGCAGAAAGAGAUGUUGCAAAACUCCCUAAUCGAGCAGAGGAGUUGCAAAGAUUAGAGUGCUUGAAACAACAAUUGUCUCUAUGCAAGAAACAGCAUGAACAAUUCCAGGACUUGGAAAAAAUCGAGCAUUUAAAAAAGGGGAUAGACUUUUUCAAUGAACUUAUUGAAAAUAUUGUGUGUUAUGUCUCAGAAAGAGCAAUGGUGAGCCAAGCCGAGAUUAGAAACGAGUUCAAUAUUCCAUUUGAAUUGGAAGACCCACCAGAAAUGUCAAAAGCCAAUUAA
This is a messenger RNA of Lodderomyces elongisporus, 615 nucleotides long. RefSeq lists its product as uncharacterized. Gene Ontology annotation, molecular function: double-stranded DNA binding. The transcript has a single exon. The coding region runs from base 1 to 615 and encodes 204 amino acids. Gene Ontology annotation, biological process: reciprocal meiotic recombination. The record is from RefSeq and is a predicted model, not a curated record. Lineage: Eukaryota; Fungi; Ascomycota; Pichiomycetes; Serinales; Debaryomycetaceae.